AUGUCGACACACCUCAAACGCACCCUUCAUGACAAUGAGGCCGAAGCCCAUGAGACCUUCACAUCAUCACCCAUUACCGAUCGCUCCUCGACUUUCAUCGCUCACUUUCACCCCUACAUCCCGGCCGGUGAUCAUGGGUUUUUGAUACCCAAAUCAACCUCUUUCACUUCAGAUAUUAAAUCCUUCCAAUCUCAUCCAGCAUUCUCAUUUGCAGAUCAUCGCAUGGUUGCAUGGCGCCGGCCAUCAUCACAGCGGACGCUCGGGACUGGGGCCAUCAAUGCUCCAAUAACGACAACCGGCAAGACCGUCAACACAACAGGUUCCGACGACGACGGCGAGAAACAUGCCGGCAAACGUCUGGAACGGGUCCUAUCAGAUCUCGAUGUCCACGGCGUAGUCGUCGUGGCGCGCUGGUAUGGUGGGACCCUCCUUGGCCCUAUACGCUUCACGCACAUUGAGAACGUCGCCAAGGAGGCGAUAACGAAAUGGAAGUCAAGUCGGCCAAGUAUCGGCGACGAUGUGAAGCGGCGGAAAGUAGGUGUCCAAGACGACGUCAUGGAUAUCAGCGCGCAGCAAGAGGACACCACCCAGCGCGCGAAAUUAGCCAAGCAGCUUGCAGAGCGAGAUAAUAGCAUCGCCGUGCUGAGAGGGUUACUCGCGGAGAAGACAGCAAAUCUUAACUCCAAAUCGAGUUCGAAUUUCGUGGACCCACACAAAUCGGAAUCGUCGGAGACGGCUUCCAUACCAACAAGCGGGAGCUCACCUCCGGCAGCAAGUGCAAGUCCGUCGGCGAAGAAGAUCGAGUACAGCGAAAUGCCGCUGCAGAGGCUUCGACAGCUCGAGAAAGCGCGGGAUGCAACGAUUUCGUUUAUCCUCAAGCAGAUUGACAAAGCGGAAGAAGAGGAGAGGAAGUGGAAGGCCUCGAAUGAGGGCGAGGAUGAGAGCGAGAGAUAG
Rhinocladiella mackenziei CBS 650.93 is the source of this 954-nucleotide messenger RNA. RefSeq lists its product as uncharacterized. Gene Ontology annotation, cellular component: cytoplasm. Bases 1 to 954 code for a protein of 317 amino acids. The record is from RefSeq and is a predicted model, not a curated record. Lineage: Eukaryota; Fungi; Ascomycota; Eurotiomycetes; Chaetothyriales; Herpotrichiellaceae. Gene Ontology annotation, biological process: regulation of translational initiation. The transcript has a single exon.